UACUUUUCCUCGGCGCAGGAAACCUUCCGAAGGCAACGUGUCAACUCGUGGUGGAGAAUAGCCUUGUUUAUCUGUAGUAUAUAGAGUUGACAGGUCGUUGUUUGAGAAAACACGUUUAAAUAACUUUUAUAUUUUAGUGCCCCCGAGACUUAAAGACAAAGUGACUUAAUAGCUGUUAAAAUGUUGCCAGACUGGUUUUCAGAAGCAAUGAAAGUUACAGUUAAAAACAGGAUUUAUUCAUUUGAAGUUGUAAUUCAGUAUUUCAGUUAAUUGCCUAGCCUGAUACAUUGGACUCUAGUAUACAGCAAUUAUAAAGAAUGAGCCUGGCUUGUUCACUGAAAAAAGACAUGGUUAUUUACCUAAUUUGUUUGUUGAUAUCUUUAAGUUGUUGUAAUUAUGCCAGUUCUAGUGGAAAACAUGAGGAAAAAAAUUCUGAUUUUUUGGGAGGGUGGGGGUUGGCGGUGCAGGGAUGGAUAGAGAGAGGAGGAUCUUUUUUUUUUUUUUUAAAUGAUCGUGAACUUUAGUAUACAGUUGCGUGUUAUAAUGGCUUCCUGGUACAAAUCAUAAAAAUAUAUCAAGUUUGAAAGAUCUCUCAAAGGAAAUCAGGCCUAGUCUGGAACAACAAGAGUUAGGGAAACAGCAGCAACAACCCACACAUUUUCUUUCUUUGGGGAUUGAUGAUUUAAGUGAAAGAAAUGGCUAUUUUUUUUUCUUUACCAGAAGUUACUUUUAGGCAGUCAGUGCCUGCUAAAAAUCCUAUUUAAUAGUUUCCCAAUAUUUAUUGUAAUUCUGCCUCUUAAUGUCAUAGUGGUCAAAUUAUUUAACCUCUCUGUGCCUUAGUUCCUUCAUCGACCAAAUGAAAUAAUGAUACCUAACUCAUAGGAAGGUUGUGAGGAUUGAAUGUGUUGAAACAUACAAAGCAUUUAGAACAAUACCUGGCACACAGUAAACACUCAAUGCAUGUUAGCUCUUGUUAUUUUUUAUUUUCAUUUUCUAACAUCUGUAGUUACAAAUGUUGCCUUGUUACUUAGUCAAAAUGUAGACUGAAGAAGAUACUGUUUAAAAUAAUAUCUUUCUGAACCCCAGAUUGAUUAAACACUCUGAUUGGUGUGGUUAAUGUGUCCUUAAACUCCCAUUAUCCAGUUGCUUGUUUUCUUAAAUUAUUAUCCUCUUUUAAUGACUAAAGCAUAAGUUCUUCCUUUCUAUUGCUCUAUAUAGUCACAUUGUAGUGUGGCUCAGAUCUACCCUCUGAGUGCCUUAUUAACCCCCAUACUCUUUGCUUUUGAGAACAUUCAUUCUGUUGUAAAUAUAUUUCAUGUGUCCCUGACCUUUUCCUUAAUACUUUUUAACUUUAAUUUUCUAUACUUUUAUUGGGAGCUACUAUAGUCUAGUUGUUCUUUGAGGAAGAUUAUACUUGUCCUUGCUUCACAUUGCUACUAGGCACUUUUGAGGUUAUUCUGUUAUCACUCUAUAGUCUCUCUUAACUUUUAGUCUAUCAGUUUAUGCCAUCCUAACUUUAGGAGAUUGUCAACUAACCUCACAUACUCUCCCACUUUCCUCAAAGACUUUAACAACUAAAUCUCAAAUAUUCUACAAAUCUUUGCUUUUUUUCAGAGAAUUAGAAAUAGAUAUUACAUGCCUCAUUUUUAUCUUAACACUGUGAGGUAACCAUUAUGUCCUGCUGCCCAUCUUUUAAAAUAAAAUUAUGGAGAGAGGAUUCUAAGAAGUUGAGGAUCUUUCCACACUUGUCACACAACUACAUGACUAUAUGAAGGAAGAGGAAGGUUUUCCUGAAGAUGAGGCGACUGAAUCGGAAAAAAACUUUAAGUUUGGUAAAAGAGUUGGAUGCCUUUCCGAAGGUUCCUGAGAGCUAUGUAGAGACUUCAGCCAGUGGAGGUACAGUUUCUCUAAUAGCAUUUACAACUAUGGCUUUAUUAACCAUAAUGGAAUUCUCAGUAUAUCAAGAUACAUGGAUGAAGUAUGAAUAUGAAGUAGACAAGGAUUUUUCUAGCAAAUUAAGAAUUAAUAUAGAUAUUACUGUUGCCAUGAAGUGUCAAUAUGUUGGAGCGGAUGUACUGGAUUUAGCAGAAACAAUGGUUGCAUCUGCAGAUGGUCUAGUUUAUGAACCAACAGUAUUUGAUCUUUCACCACAGCAGAAAGAGUGGCAGAGGAUGCUGCAGCUGAUUCAGAGUAGGCUACAAGAAGAGCAUUCACUUCAAGAUGUGAUAUUUAAAAGUGCUUUUAAAAGUGCAUCAACAGCUCUUCCACCAAGAGAAGAUGAUUCAUCACUGUCUCCAGAUGCAUGCAGAAUUCAUGGCCAUCUAUAUGUCAAUAAAGUAGCAGGGAAUUUUCACAUAACAGUGGGCAAGGCAAUUCCACAUCCUCGUGGUCAUGCACAUUUGGCAGCACUUGUCAACCAUGAAUCUUACAAUUUUUCUCAUAGAAUAGAUCAUUUGUCUUUUGGAGAGCUUGUUCCAGCAAUUAUUAAUCCUUUAGAUGGAACUGAAAAAAUUGCUAUAGAUCACAACCAGAUGUUCCAAUAUUUUAUUACAGUUGUGCCAACAAAACUACAUACAUAUAAAAUAUCAGCAGACACCCAUCAGUUUUCUGUGACAGAAAGGGAACGUAUCAUUAACCAUGCUGCAGGCAGCCAUGGAGUCUCUGGGAUAUUUAUGAAAUAUGAUCUCAGUUCUCUUAUGGUGACAGUUACUGAGGAGCACAUGCCAUUCUGGCAGUUUUUUGUAAGACUCUGUGGUAUUGUUGGAGGAAUCUUUUCAACAACAGGCAUGUUACAUGGAAUUGGAAAAUUUAUAGUUGAAAUAAUUUGCUGUCGUUUCAGACUUGGAUCCUAUAAACCUGUCAAUUCUGUUCCUUUUGAGGAUGGCCACACAGACAACCACUUACCUCUUUUAGAAAAUAAUACACAUUAACACCUCCCGAUUGAAGGAGAAAAACUUUUUGCCUGAGACAUAAAACCUUUUUUUAAUAAUAAAAUAUUGUGCAAUAUAUUCAAAGAAAAGAAAACACAAAUAAGCAGAAAACAUACUUAUUUUAAAAAAGAAAAAAAAGGAUAAAAAAACCCAAACUGAAAUUCUAUAUACGUUGUGUCUGUUACAAAUGUCCUAGAAGAAAUCAUGCAGCUAAACAAUGAAGAAGCCCAACUGGAGUGUUGCUUUGAAGAUGACGCCUUCUUAUAUUUUCACAGCAAAUGGGUGGUAUCAAAAUCAGACAUUGCUUCUUGCUGAUAAAAAGCCUGAAGGAAAUAAGUGAAACUACAUCUAUGGGAAAAAAAAAAAACAUUGAGAAGUGCAAAUGUUCGCAUCCUUUUGUUUUUAAAAGAUAUGAUGUCAGAAUAAAAUGUGGAAAACAUAUGGAAAACUAGUCUAGACUUUAAAGAAUUGUGAUCAGGUCACAUUGUCAAUAAAAAAAAAAAAAAGACGAGCUAGUCCCUAUGUUAUAGCCAUAUUAAUGUUAAGCCAUAUUGACAAGACCAGUUAUCCAAUAAUUUGGUCUUAAAAAGUAACUACUUUUCUUUGAACUCUGGUUAUUGACUUAUCUAACUGUUGAAGAUAGAGUCUUAGAAGACUAAGGUAAAUUCUCACAGGGGCAGAUAUGUAGGUGUUAUGUAACUAGGGUGUCAUUCACAAAUGGUAUAGUAGAAUCUUAUAUACGGAAAAGAAAGCACAUUUUUUUAAAAAAGGAUGCCAAGUUUUUUAAUCUAAUCAUUAUAUUAUUGGUAUAUUUUGGGGAACAUAGGGUGAGUUAUAAAAAGAUCCGCUACUGAUAGUGAAAAUUACCGGUUUGUAAAACAUUAAGAGAAAAAAUAGGAUAUUUUAUACAUGUGGUGAGUGGAGAACAGGGUAACUUUAAAUGAAAGUGUAAGGCAAAUUGUAAGCACCACAAGAUAUAUCAGAUUUGAGAGGUGCCAUGUUAAACAUUGUCCAUUAAACUAUAAAACUGUAUUAUGAAGUAUUUGCAUUCAGGGUGUCCUGAAUAUGAUGGAUUCUGUAUUAGAUUGUGUUCUAACUUUCUUACUAUUUAAGGAUUGGUUCUAAAUCUUCACAUUAUAAAAGAUUAAAAAUAGUGAGAGGGAGCUAUCACACAGGUACUAUUAAAAGCUGUAUUUGGAAUAUGUGUACCAA
Messenger RNA from Gorilla gorilla gorilla (western lowland gorilla), 4142 nucleotides. It is a transcript of the gene ERGIC2, whose product is annotated as ERGIC and golgi 2. The coding region runs from base 1797 to 2930 and encodes 377 amino acids. Gene Ontology annotation, biological process: retrograde vesicle-mediated transport, Golgi to endoplasmic reticulum; endoplasmic reticulum to Golgi vesicle-mediated transport. Gene Ontology annotation, cellular component: endoplasmic reticulum; COPII-coated ER to Golgi transport vesicle; membrane. The transcript is spliced from 14 exons. The record is from RefSeq and is a predicted model, not a curated record. NCBI's taxonomy places the organism in Eukaryota, Metazoa, Chordata, Mammalia, Primates, Hominidae.